AUGAUCAGUCUCGUCGGCAGAUCUCUAAGCUCUUGUGUGAUGCUUAAUAGCGACACCGUCGUAUUCCGAGGCAACGCCGACGAGUCUGCUGGGCAAGUGCUCACGGGCAUCAUUGUGCUCAGUCUUCAAUCUGCAAGACUCAUUGACCAUCAAGUUCGCUUACGGUUGUUGGCCAUACUGGAAGUUGCGAACGACACUGCUACCAUACGGCAGAGGCUACGAGAAUGCUUUCUUAGUAACAAGACCAGAACAACAGAGAUUGUUUUGGAGCAUCUUGGGUCCCGCCAACUACGCUCAAAGAGCACAAACCCCCUGUCGUCAGCUGGACAUUACAGAUAUCCUUUCGAGCUUUCACUCCCAAGCGAUUUAGCAGAAAGUGUCCAAGGUGUACCUGAAGUAUCUUUGAAAUAUCGUCUCGAUGCGACUAUUUUAAGUCAAGGGCGGCCAAUCCUUUAUGCUCGCAAGGCCCUUCGCAUCAUUCGCACCCCCGCAUUAGACGCUCUUGAACCACUGCAAGGCGUAGGAGGUGAAAGUAUCUUGGCUGAUAGGCUCAGGCACGAUGUUAGUAUAUUUCCAAAAGCGGUAAGCUUUGGCGGAAAUAUCCAACUAAAACUGCGUGCUUGCCCGCUGGUGACGGGACUAAAACUCAGAGACAUUAAGGCAAGGAUAGUAGAAAUUCGAGAGUUCUCAACGCAGGAAAAUCGCAGUAAAGAAGUCCGCAAAUGUAUUGCAGAAGUUUUGAAGACUGCACCAGGUCAGAAGGCAAAACGCCGAGACAUGGAGCUGGGUUCGGAUAGGGAUGACUGGGCGUUAAGCAUAGAAUUAUCACUUCCUAGGAGGAUUGGAGACUGUAUUCCAGAUCUUUCGCAUAGUAGAAUGCGAGCUCAUCAUAGAGUUGAGACUAUAUUCGCUGUGAUAGAUCUGGAUGGGAAAGUUCUUAAGAUCUGCACCACGAUACCUAUAACGGUAUAUAUGCCUCUUGAUGCCACUUUUAAUGAUGAUGGAGUUAUUCUGACUCCUAGGAUGGCUGCUAGAAGUACCCAGCCUGCUAGUUCUAUUGCUCCGCCGGUGUAUUAA
This is a messenger RNA of Pochonia chlamydosporia 170, 1077 nucleotides long. Its product is annotated as arrestin domain-containing protein. The record is from RefSeq and is a predicted model, not a curated record. The coding region runs from base 1 to 1077 and encodes 358 amino acids. The transcript has 3 exons. Lineage: Eukaryota; Fungi; Ascomycota; Sordariomycetes; Hypocreales; Clavicipitaceae.